Plectropomus leopardus (leopard coralgrouper) is the source of this 1804-nucleotide messenger RNA. It is a transcript of the gene adprs, whose product is annotated as ADP-ribosylserine hydrolase. Gene Ontology annotation, cellular component: mitochondrion; nucleus. The record is from RefSeq and is a predicted model, not a curated record. Lineage: Eukaryota; Metazoa; Chordata; Actinopteri; Perciformes; Serranidae.
AGGCAUCAAAACGUUUUCAGGAAGCAGCAGAGAGGAGGAGUAGAGCCGACAUUUGUUGUUGUUGUCGCCCGUGCUGUCUCUCCUCCCUGCCUGACAGUCUGGCUGGCCGACUAGCGGAGUGUUUUCCCAGUGUAGGUCAAAGUCUCUCCCCCGGCGGAUGAAUGGCAAUGACGGCGGUGAGAGCGGUGGCAUCGGGGGGCCCGGCGUCUUUGUCCCGGUUUCGGGGGGCGCUGGUGGCGGCUGUGCUGGGAGAUUGUGUCGGCGGAGAGUUUGAAGGAGCAGAGGAGGUGCCCAUGGAGAGUGUGCUGCAGCAUCUGAGCAGCCUGGACGACGAGACCAAGGGGAAUGGUAUCCUCGAGUACAGUGAUGACACGGCAAUGGCACGCUGUGUAGUCCAGUCUCUCCUCACCCGUACCGGCUUUGAUGAGCAGGACAUGGCUCGCAGGUUUGCUAAAGAGUACAGCGCGUCCCCUGGCCGUGGUUAUGGUUCUGGAGUGAUCCAGGUGUUGAAGAAGCUGUCCUCCCCUCAGCUCAGUGAUGUGUACCAGCCGGCCAGGGACCAGUUUAAUGGUAGAGGCUCUUUUGGGAACGGAGGAGCCAUGAGGGCGGCCCCCUUCGCACUGGCUUUCCCAGAUCCUGUUGAUGUUAAAAGGUUUGCCCGUCUUGGCGCCAUGCUGACUCACUCCUGCUCUUUGGGUUAUAACGGGGCCAUCCUGCAGGCGUUGGCUGUCCACCUCUCUCUGCAGGGGGCGCUAGACCUGCCCCAGCAGUUUAUCAGCAGGCUAAUCACAGAGAUGGAGGAAGUGGAGGGCGACGAGGCGGCACGGAAUGAUGCCAGAAUUCUAAAGGAAGCAGAGAAGCCAUUCUGUGAGCGCCUCCACAGAGUCAGAGACCUGAUGGACAGGAGCAAGGUCAGCAUAGAGGAGGUCAUCUCUGAGCUGGGUAACGGCAUCGCAGCACUCCACUCAGUCCCUACUGCCAUCUUCUGUGUCCUCCACUGCCUGCAGCCCAGAGAAUGCCUUCCAGAGAACUACGGCGGCCUGGAGAGAACAAUAGCGUACAGCCUGGCCCUGGGAGGGGACACAGACACCAUAGCGUGCAUGGCAGGGGCAAUCGCCGGGGCCCACUAUGGCAUCGAGGCUAUCCCUCAGUCAUGGAUAAAGUGCUGCGAGGGGGCGGAAGACGCAGACAUGAACGCAGAGCGUCUUCACAUGCUGUACCACCAGUCAUCACAGGGAGGCGGCAGCGGGACAGGAGAGCAGAGCACUGAGGACGCAUCUGAAAGUCGGUCAAAUGCAUCUAACGGCACAGAGAAGAAACCUGGAGAUUAGUGAGUCUUCAACUGGAGUUUGACAAAAGGACUCUCAAAUACACACACACACACACACACACACAAACACACAAAUUACACACUUACACUCGGACUGUGUUGGUUAACUGAGAACUUGUGAUUAAGGACUAGCUAUUUCAACAUCCCAACAUUAUUUUACGUGUCAAAACAGUUUGUUAUUUUCUGAGACCUUCAAGAUUGCAACAAUAAAAAAACAGAAUUUGUCAGGUAACAGGAAAGUGAAGCUGAACAAACAAGAAACAUCAAGUGUCAUCAGUCAAAUUAGCUUGACUGUGUGAUACAUUUGUGCAUUCAUACACACGCACACACACACCUCUUUCCCUUCCCUGCUCUCUCCUCUUUAGUGUUGAACAAUCUUUUGUCAUGUGAAAGUUGCACUAUGAAUUGGCCGUUUCUUGUUUUAUCCUUUUGGUGGAUAACAAUUAUUUAAUAAACUUUUUUUUCUUAAAUUCA